This is a messenger RNA of Mya arenaria, 1200 nucleotides long. RefSeq names its product integumentary mucin C.1-like. The coding region runs from base 279 to 896 and encodes 205 amino acids. NCBI's taxonomy places the organism in Eukaryota, Metazoa, Mollusca, Bivalvia, Myida, Myidae. The transcript is spliced from 2 exons. The record is from RefSeq and is a predicted model, not a curated record.
CUUAAAAUGAAAAGUCGAUCAGUCGAUGAGUCGUUACAGUUGAACACCUGAUCCAGCCCCAUAGCUGUACGUCUUUAGCCCAUAUAGAGAGAAGCAUUGACGUCAAUGCCGAGAUAAGGGUCACAGACUUUAACUCGCUUUUGGAAACACUGCAUCAUCAGGUACGUAACUCCAUUGCCUAGAGUACACAUGAUGAUUGCCAUUCUCGAUGAUUGCAAAACUGACUUACAGCUCAAUAGCACAAGUAUAAGCAAAUAGAACGCUAACAUCCUAACAUUAUGUGGAAGUGCUAUUUACAAGUAUACUGGAUGUUCAUGGCUUAUAUUCAGGUUGGAGGCCUAGAACUGGCAUGCUCCAUGGGCUCAGAUGUGCAGCCCUGUCCACCUGACCAUUGCUGCGUACGGGACGAGUUUAUCAUCCAGGACACGCACUGUGCCCCGCUGCUCACUUCCGGCAGCCGCUGCAGCACCAAACCAAGCGAUAACGAGUGUCCGUGCAUACCGGGCUACAGAUGUGCCAACAACGCCAACGGCGAUGUCACUUCAGUGUUUGGUAAAUGCUACCCGAACGUCACCAUCACCACCAUCAAGACAACGACAUCAACAACUACAACAACGGCUACUACCAUUACUUCUACAUUUCCAACAAAAAUGCCAACAACAACGACACCGACACCAACAACUAGCACCACUACCGCACCUAUAGUGACGUCGACGUCAAUAAGUAGCAUUACAACAACUGACAUUGGUGCUGCAUCACCCAGUCAAUCUCCUUCAACUACUUCACAAACAGACUCACCACUGACAACUGUACUCAGUACACACCAAGCAAACCAUGCUACGGGUAAUGACAGAACAUCAACUCCAGCACCUAUUAAUGUUGACCCCGUGGGCUGAAAUAUGACCCAUGCUUGAGGACUUGGGACCCAGACUUGAUUUUAUGAGAUGAAGUGAACAAAAUGACUGUUAAAACUUACAUGUUACUGACUUUUGAUGUGCAAAUAAAACAUAGUAAAUGAGAAAGUGUAAAUAUAUAUAAAUGACAGUGAAUGUUUGAAGGGGUAUUAAUUGUAUAUAUAUAAAUUGUGUUAUUGUUAUCCUUAGUAAUAUUAUUUAUUUCUAACACAAAUGACAUUUUGCAAACAAGCAGAUGUAAAAAUGUAUAAGAAUGUUGAUGUGUUCUGUAUUCAUUAAAGUGUUU